Messenger RNA from Symbiodinium necroappetens, 4704 nucleotides. The record is from the annotation of a GenBank genome assembly. Lineage: Eukaryota; Dinophyceae; Suessiales; Symbiodiniaceae.
AUGCUGGAGUUUGGAGCUCUAUGUACGCGAGUCCGGUGGUCUCCGGGGAGCCUCCCCGCUGAGACAGUGUCCAAAAAGAGCCUCUUCAGGGAGGUGUCGAUGGGGCCGAACGGCACUCUUCGCUACGCGGACCUUUCCGCGGUUGAGCAUGGAGGUUACUCUUUGGGCGCCUCGCCUAUGGUAGUGCCUCAGGAGGUCAUCGACCCUGACGCUGACGGGUCGGAGCCAGUGCUCGACCAGGACAGCACCUUGGCCGGAGCGUGGGCAUGUCCGGUAUCCAAGGCAGCCGCUGCGAAGUGGCGAUCCCUUGCCCAAAAGCGGCAGUUUACCGAGGUCCAUAUGCCUGACGGGUGUUUCGUCCCGAUGGAGGGGCAGCCUCCCGGCAACGUCCGCCGUAGCGCUGACUACGCGACGAAGUGUGCCGAAGGGAUGAAGCUCCCACCUCCGGGCUCUCAGGUCACGGAGGAGCACAGGGCCGAGUAUCCCGACCUUCGUGAUGAAGAGAUCCGCGCUAUCGGGCGCGUGAUUUUCGAGAAAAGCGAAGCGUUGUGGAUUAAGGACACGCCUCAGACCAUGGUGCGGGGUUUCCUGCAUGAUAUGGUUACGAAGGGCGAGCCGGUUUCGCAAGCGCCGCUCAUUCGAGGAGGCGAGCAUGCGGAAUGGUUGGAAGCCGAGAUCGCUAAGGCGUAUCGCCGAGGACACUACGUCAGUGGUGAAAGUAACUGGGGAUCGCCUGCUUUCCGCGUCUAUCCUAGCGCGAGCAGGAAGCCGCGCAUGGUGAUAGAUUGCCGGCGCGUGAACCAGGUCACCGUGCGUGCGACCUUUGUCAUGCCGGACUCUGUUUCCGUGAAACGCGCUUCGGCUGGCAAGAAAUGGUAUAGCACGGGUGAUGGAGUCUCCGGGUUCAAUCAGAUCGAGAACUCCCUUUUCGCCCAUCGCGUCCUCGCCGUGGUGAGUUUGUCCGGCAAGCAUUUGCCGCGAUCGUUGGGGUUCGGUCCGACGAAUGGACCUGAGGACUUCAGCAGGUUUGGCUUCCGAACCUUCCGUCGCAAGUUGUUCAAGACGUGGUUCUUGCUCAUUGACGAUGUGCUGGUGGUUGCUGGGCCGCUGACGCCGCUGCCUGCCGCUGAUAGCGCCGUUCUUCCCGCCGCUGCCUCCGAAGGCAUGCAGAGUGGCGAAAAGAGGGUCACCGAUCGCGGACCCUUGGUCGUGGACAAGAUGAUGGCUGGCUGCAUUGGAUAUGUGGUGAAGGCAGGUGAGAUGAGCUGGCCUCCACAUCUUCAUUUCUUCAGCUUUAUGAAGGUAGAAGACUUCUACGUGGAUAUGCAGUGGGAUGUCUCUGCCUCCAGGCUCUACAAGGACUCCUGGGGGCUAAGGCGAAUCGCGACGAAGACAAAGGCCGAGACUGAGGAAGUCCUCUUCGUGGGUACUUCUAGGAGCCCAGAGGCUCGGGAGCUCGAGGUGGAGACCCAACCGCUGGACAUCAUGGAUGUUGCAUCCCCGGCAAGCACACCAAUCCGGAAGCUUAGCAGUGCAGAUUCGGAGGUGACAGGACUUUGUGUCGACCCCCAGAUGCAGAAGCAGCUCAGAAAAAGCAAAAUGGCGGCAAUCUCGGCAGCCAAGGGGAAGGGAAAAGGAAAGGCGGCGAAGCUGAAGUCGCCGGGCAAUCGGAAGCCUGGGGCUGCACGCGGCCGUGCCGGUGGUGCUGAUGAUGAGGAUGGUGGUGAGCCGAUACUUAUGAUGGUAUUGGCGAUCGUCUGCAACAUGCCACUGGAUUUCAAGCAGGAGUACGAGGCUGUGGAGUUCUCCAAUGAUGCUGGCUUUGGCAUUAUUCCUGGCACAGGCUCUGGGAUUCACGUGGACGGUGGAAAUGCCACCGAAGCAAAGGAGCUUCUAAAGAAUCUGGAGCGACUUCAGCUUCAGCAAGAUGAGAUGAUCACCCCGCCGCCUCGUGAUGAUGUUGAUGAUGAUGUGGAGGCCAAGGAGCCUCCCAGCAAGAGAGCGAAGCUUCGAAAGAAACGAUCCAAGGAAACAGUUCGGGCUGAGGAUGAUGGGCUAGGGAAGGAAAAGGCUACUCCGGAGACGCAGAAGCCCAAGCCAAGCAAGAGAAAGCCUUUGAGGAGCCCUCCGCUUAGUGGUGGUGCUACUUCCUCGGGGCACGAGCCAGUGCAGGAUCAAGGGGAAGAUGCACAGCCGAGCUUUCCCUCCGAUUCGCUGCCGACUCCUUUCAAGUCAACCCAGAAGCAGUUGACCCCUCAGGAGACACCACGAAAGUCCCUGCUAUGCAGCUUCGAGCAAGUUUCGGACCCGCCUGCUGGUGUGCAUGUCCUCUCCCUUGCUCCGGCACCUGAGAUGGCAUCGGAGUCUGACGACGAGAUGCUGCAGCAUGCUUUGAAGAACAUGGUCGAGGUUUCCUCGGCCGAGGAGAAUUGGCAGCCUACGGACGAUGUCUACGGCACGCCGUUGAAGGCGGCUACGACACUCGCCAAGCUGUCGAAGGCCGAAGAAGCGAAGCUGGAGGCUAUCCUCCGGCGACUUUGCAAAGCUGAUAAGAAGGGCAACUAUCAGGAAGGCUUCCUUCAGAAGGUGAACCACACCUAUCGCCAAAAUCGAAGCAACGAGUUCAAGGUUCGAUCCGGCUUCUAUACGGAUCAGAUGAUGGCAGAUGAACUGAAGUUCACGAUUUCGAUUAGCCGUGACAUCGCAAUGUUGUUUGCCAGCAGUCAUCAUCCCUCGACCACCGAUUGUUAUUUAAGGAAGGACAAGUACCAGAAGAAGCUGAUAUGGUAUUGGUGCGACAUUGCCUACGAGGGUACUCAGGCCAACAGGGACGAGGAAGAGCUCCUACGGGACACUACGAUAUCCGAUGGUGCCAGGGUCAGUGACGUGGCUUUCGGUUUGGGUGGCAGCUUGCCUGACCUGAACUCCGAGGAUGAUAAUGAUAAUGAUGGCGAUGAUGAUGAAGAUGAAGAUGAAGAAGAGGAUGAGGAAGCCGAUGAGCCGAAGGCCAAGCUAGGCAAAAGAAAGAGCAAAGAAAGUUUGCCCGAUGAUGUGGAGGAGGACAUGGACGGGGUGCCCGGCCUGCUGAAUGAGGAUCUGGAGUCUUUCCAGAAGUUGAUCACCGACCUUGGUGCAAAGCACGACGAGCUGGCCGACAUGAAGUCUAACUACGACUGUGAGGAGCCGGUCGAUGGUGCGAAGCUGACGAAGCUGAUCAACACCGCGAACAAAAAGGCGAGCCGGAUCACGAUGGAAGAGAACAAGAUCAAGAAGAGUGGCUCUCAGACUCUGCUGCCGUCCCUGAAGGGCAGUGAGAGCGAAAAGGUACCACAUGAGCUGCUUGCAGAGCUGGCAAAUGCUGUGGUGUCAGAAGUAAACGAAUCCUUUGGGGAGGAGGCUUCUACAAAACUACAAUCUUCCUCGCUUCUCCGAAAGAUGAGUCAUGGGUUCACUGUGGGUCAUGCAGCACAGAAGACCCGAGAGGCUUUGGAUGCAAUGCCAGAAAACCAGGCACCCCUAGAAGUUACAGAAGUGGACAUCGGUUUGGGCGAACCAUUUCCUUGUAUUCUGUUUUCUUCUUACCUUCGGGCACUAGGUGAACACAACAAGCUGAGUAUUCUUACACGCGAUGUUAAUCUUCAGUCUUUCUGGGACAAGAUGCAGCCUUUGCUUCCACGGCAUCCAAUCUUCCAGCUGCCUGCAGAGGCCCGGGCUCGCACUAUUCCACUUUAUCUCAUAGGGGAUGAAGGAAGAGGAUGGAAGAAGUCAGCUGUGUUCGUGCUGGGAUCAGAAUCACUGCUCGGCACUGGCUGUGAUGCAGAGGACCAAGACACUGCAACACAAGACAUGAAGAUGAACUUUCGGGGAAAUACCAUGGUUACCAGGCAGCUGUUUGCAUGCAUGCCGAAAAACUUAUACCUGAACGACGAUCGACCCCUUCACAAGCUUGUGGACAUCUGGGCAGAAGAUUUUGCAAAGCUCUUCUACCAUGGCCUCGACAUCCGCUGCGGCCAUUCCAUCGAAACAUGGCGAAUGGUGCUCCGGGAUUUCGGACUGACCGGAUGUUCUGCAAAGGGGCUGGACCGGAACCUGGCCCAUUUGUAUGGGGAGAUGAAAGCUUUCGCUGCUGAUCGAGAUCUUUAUUUGCAUAUGAAUGCUUUAACCAAAAGGAUGUUGGGCAUCUCUUCGGCAGCAGACUAUCCCACUGGGCAAUGGUUUAAAGGGGCUGAUACAACCUUCGUCCUCAAGUUUCUCGUCUUCAAGUUCGAGAAUGUAUUGCCAAAUGCCGAGAACGAUCUGCCGUUUUUGCAAACUGUGCUUGAAUGCUUGAAAGCUUCUGAUGGAUUCUUGAGCUCUUUGUAUAAAGCUGGGCUCUUUCUGCAGAGACGACGACUGGUGAAGAUUGUGCGGCUUGGCCUGGAGAUGGUUUCUGCUUAUACUCGUUGUGCGGCACUGGCACUCUCGAGAUCGCUGGCUCGUUUCAAGCUCACACCCAAAUAUCAUAUGCUCAUGCAUGUGAUAUACCAGUUGCAGCUGGACAGGGAUGCCCAUCGAACGCCUUUGAAUCCUCUGGCUUAUUCGUGCCAAAUGCCUGAAGACUUUAUUAAUCGUAUCGCUACUCUGGCAAGGAGUGUGAGCCCUCGGUAUGUGCCGGCUAGAAGCCUUUACCUUUACAAGGUCGCACUCGCAAAGGCAUGGGCAUGA